AUGGCGCGUAAAAAUAUUACCUCGAGCCACGGAAUCGUCGAGAGUGUGUAUGGCGAAUCCUUCGGUCAGCAGGGUAGAGCCCUAGGAUCCAAAAUCAUCCGCGCCGAUAACAAGAAGACUCAACCCAACUUCACCGCAGCCCCAGAAUCAGGAUCAGGAUCGGCAAAGGCAAAGGCAAAGAAGAACAAGAAAAAGGGUGCUAGUAAAGGCAAAUCGGGAGCAGCAGGAGCAGGAGGCGCCAAUGGAAAGAAAGCAGGAGUGCCAAACGAGCCUCUGGUGUUGGACCCUGCGGCGAUCAAGAAGCGUCAAAGAAAAGCCAAGGAGGCUUUUCGGACUGGACGCGUCUUACUGGAGAAACUUGUUGAGGGGUCGGAUCUGGUGCUUGUUGUCCUGGAUGCUAGGGACCCCCAGCGGUGUCGAUCGACGUUUUUGGAGCAGUUGGUCAAGAAAUUGGGCAAGAGUCUGGUGUUUGUCUUGAAUAAGACAGAUCUGGUGCCGAGGCAUAAUGUGGAGCGUUGGUUGGAAGUCCUGCGCCAAGAAUACGCGGCCGUGGCAUUCAACGCCGUGGAAGAGUCACCCAACAGCAGCGCCGACGCGCUCGCACAACUCGUGAAAGCCCAAGCUACCACCUCCAGCGACAACACCAAACCAUCGAUCGCAGUCGGAAUCGUCGGCUUCCCCAGCGUCGGUCGCGCAUCCGUCCUCCGAUCCCUCCGACAGUCCAAGGAACUUGCAUCCAACAGUAGUAUGGUCAAGUUUUAUGUCAACCUAGGAGCACUCUUGAACAAGGGCGGUCACGGGCCCAUCGACUCGAUGCUCAGAUCCAAGCUCCUCCCCGGGGAGGACCUCGUCGCCGCUACAGCCUCGAUCCUCAUGCGGUGUAAACAACAGACCCUCAUGAUCACCUAUUCCGUCCCUCGGUUUGAUACCGGGUUCGAAUGUUUGGCAGCCCUCUCAAGACAGCAAGGGCAUUUAUUCAAGGGUGGGAUUCCGGAUACCUUAACCACUGCACGGUCAUUCCUGAGAGAGUUGGGAUCUGGAAAGUCACCUUUCUUUACCAACCCUCCUGCUGUGAAGAGGACGAUGGAAGCGGUUGGGUAUGGGUUGAGUGCGGAGGAUGAUGGGUUUGUGUUGGAUGAGAUGGUGUUUUCGGGCGAGACGGCAGGGUUCUCGUUUGUGCUUGCUGCUCAGAAGGGGGUGGAGGAGGAUCCAGAAGAUAGUGGUGAUGAGGUGGAAGAGGAAAUGGAGGCGCCCAUGUUGGUCCCAGCUGUUAAGGAGAAGCAGAGCAAGUCCAAAAAGCAGGCAACUCCAGAGCCGGAUAUGGGUGAUGAUGAGGACGAAGACGCGGACGAAGCAGAAGAGGAGGAGGAGGAGGAAGAGAAAGAGAUCGCUCCUAUCACUCCUAUCACGACGAAACGCGGUGCAAAGUCGGCUCCUGUCCAGAAACGACCUGUCAAGAAGGCCAAGAAGUCUGCAGCAGCCUCUGAAGAAGAUGGCAGCGCGCCUUACGCCUUUGGCGAGUUUGCAUAA
Messenger RNA from Linnemannia hyalina, 1530 nucleotides. The record is from the annotation of a GenBank genome assembly. NCBI's taxonomy places the organism in Eukaryota, Fungi, Mortierellomycota, Mortierellomycetes, Mortierellales, Mortierellaceae.